CCCCUGCUGGGGUUGGCAGGUUUUGGCUGGGAUUGAUCUUUCUCUUCAAACAGAUCGGAAACCCGGAGUUACCUGCUAGUUGGUGAAACUAGUUGGUAGACGGGAUCUGCUCGCUGCCAUCAGCCUCCCCUGGCUGUUAAAAGCAGAUGGUGGCUGAGGUUGGUUCCAUGCCGGCUGCCUCCUCUGUGAAGAAGCCAUUUGGUUUCAGGAGGAAGAUGGGCAAGUGGUGCUGCCCCUGCUUCCCCUGCUGCAAGGGGAGCAGGAAGAGCAACACAGGCGCUUCUGGAGGCCAGGACAACUCUGCUAUGAAGACACUCAGGAGCAAGAUGGGCAAGUGGUGCUGUCACUGCCUCCCCUGCCUCAGGGGGAGCGGGAAGGUGGACGCUUCUGGAGACCAGGAUGACUCCGCUGUGAACACAGUCAGGAGCAGCAAGAGCAACGGGGGCGCUUCUGGAGACCAGGAUGACUCCGCUGUGAACACAGUCAGGAGCAGCAAGAGCAACGGGGGCGCUUCUGGAGACCAGGAUGACUCCGCUGUGAACACAGUCAGGAGCAGCAAGAGCAACGGGGGCGCUUCUGGAGACCAGGAUGACUCCGCUGUGAACACAGUCAGGAGCAGCAAGAGCAACGGGGGCGCUUCUGGAGACCAGGAUGACUCCGCUGUGAACACAGUCAGGAGCAGCAAGAGCAACGUGGGUGCUUGGGAAGAAUACGACGACAGUGCCUUCAUGGAGCCGAGGUACCACGUCCGUCGAGAAGAUCUGGACAAGCUCCACAGAGCUGCCUGGUGGGGUAAAGUCCCCAGAAAGGAUCUCAUCGUCAUGCUCAGGGACACUGACGUGAACAAGACGGACAAGCAAAAGAGGACUGCUCUACAUCUGGCCUCUGCCAAUGGGAAUUCAGAAGUAGUAAAACUCCUGCUGGACAGACAAUGUCAACUUAAUGUCCUUGACAACAAAAACAGGACAGCUCUGACAAAGGCCAUACAAUGCCAAGAAGAUGAAUGUGCGUUAAUGUUGCUAGAACAUGGCACUGAUCCAAAUAUUCCAGAUGAGUAUGGAAAUACUGCUCUACACUAUGCUAUCUACAAUGAAGAUAAAUUAAUGGCCAAAGCACUGCUUUUAUAUGGUGCUGCUAUUGAAUCAAAAAACAAGCAUGGCCUCACACCACUGUUACUUGGUGUACAUGAACAAAAACAGCAAGUGGUAAAAUUUUUAAUCAAGAAAAAAGCUAAUUUAAAUGCACUUGAUAGAUAUGGAAGAACUGCUCUCAUACUUGCUGUACGUUGUGGAUCAGCAAGCAUAGUCAGCCUUCUACUUGAGCAAAAUAUUGAUGUAUCUUCUCAAGAUCUAUCUGGACAGACGGCCAGAGAGUAUGCGGUUUCUAGUCAUCAUAAUGUAAUUUGCCAAUUAUUUUCUGACUACAAAGAAAAACGUAUGCUAAAAAUCUCUUCUGAAAACAGCAAUCCAGAACAAGACUUAAAGCUGACAUCAGAGGAAGAGUCACAAAGGCUUAAAGGCAGUGAAAAUAGCCAGCCAGAGAAAAUGUCUGAAGAACCAGAAAUAAAUAAGGAUUGUGACAGAGAGGUUGAAGAAGAAGUGAAGAAGCACGGAAGUAAUCAUGUGGGAUUACCAGAAAACCUGGCUGAUGGUGCUGCUGCUGGCAGUGGUGAUGAUGGAUUAAUUCCACAAAGCAAGAGCAGAACACCUGGAAGUCAGCAAUUUCCUGACACUGAGAAUGAAGAGUGUCACAGUGACGAACAAAAUGAUACUCAGAAGCAAAUUUCUGAAGAACAGAGCACUGGAAUAUCACAAGAUGAGAUUCUGACUAAUAAACAAAAGCAGAUAGAAGUGGCUGAAAAGAAAAUGAAUUCUGAGCUUUCUCCUUGUCCUAAGAAAGAAAAAGAUCUCUUGCAUGAAAAUAGUACGUUGCAGGAAGAAAUUGCCAUGCUAAGACUGGAGCUAGACACGAUGAAACAUCAGAGCCAGCUAAGAGAAGAGAAAUAUUUGGAGGAAAUUGAAAGCAUGAAAAAAGAGGAUGAUGAUCUUUUAAAGGCUAUGCAGUUGAAUGAGCUCACCGUGGAUGAUGAUACCGCCGUGCUCGUCAUUGACAACGGUUCCGGCAUGUGCAAGGCUGGAUUUGCGGGCGAUGAUGCCCCCCGGGCUGUCUUCCCUUCCAUCGUGGGGCACCCCAGGCACCAGGGCAUAAUGGGGGGCAUGGGUCAGAAGGAGUCCUAUGUGGGCAACGAAGCCCAGAGCAAGAGAGGCAUCCUGACCCUGAAGUACCCCAUGGAGCGUGGCAUCAUCACCAAUUGGGACGACAUGGAGAAGAUCUGGCACCACACCUUCUACAACGAGCUGUGUGUGGCUCCCAAGGAGCACCCCAUCCUGCUGACCGAGGCCCCCCUCAACCCCAAGGCCAACCGCGAGACGAUGACCCAGAUCAUGUUUGAGACCUUCAACACCCCAGCCAUGUACGUGGCCAUCCAGGCCGCACUGUCCCUGUACACCUCUGGCCGUACCACUGGCAUCGUGAUGGACUCCGGUGACGGGGUCACCCACAGUGUGCCCAUCUAUGAGGGGAAUGCCCUCCCCCAUGCCACCCUGCGCAUAGACCUGGCCGGCCGGAACCUGACUGACCACCUCAUGAGGCUCCUCACGGAGCGUGGCUACAGCUUCACCACCACGGCUGAGCGGGAAAUCGUGCGUGACAUCAAGGAGAAGCUGUGCUAUGUCGCCCUGGACUUUGAGCAGGAGAUGGCCACAGUGGCCUCCAGCUCCUCCCUAGAGAAGAGCUACCAGCUGCCCGAUGGCCAGGUCAUCACCAUCGGCAACGAGCGGUUCCGCUGCCCCGAGGCGCUCUUCCAGCCUUCCUUCCUGGGCAUGGAAUCCUGUGGCAUCCACAAAACUACCUUCAACUCCAUCAUGAAGUCUGACGUGGACAUCCGCAAAGACCUGUACAGCAACACAGUGCUGUCUGGCGGCACCACCAUGUACCCUGGCAUGGCCGACAGGAUGCAGAAGGAGAUCACUGCCCUGGCGCCCAGCACAAUGAAGAUCAAGAUCAUUGCUCCGCCGGAGCGCAAGUACUCCGUGUGGGUCGGUGGCUCCAUCCUGGCCUCGCUGUCCACCUUCCGGCAGAUGUGGAUCACCAAACAGGAGUAUGAUGAGUCAGGCCCCUCCAUUGUCCACCGCAAAUGCUUCUAGGUGGACUGUGACUUAGUUGCGUUACACCCUUUCUUGACAAAACCAAACUUUGCAGAAAACAAGAUGAGAUUGGCAUGGCUUUAUUUGUUUUAUUGUUUCAAUUUUUUUUUUUUUAAUUGGCUUGACUUAGGAUUUAAAAACUGGAAUGCUGAAGGUGACAGCAGUUGGUUGGAGCGAGCAUCCCCCAAAGUUCUACAAUGUGGCUGACGACUCUGAUUUUACAUUGUUCUUCUUUUCAAUAGUCAUUCCAAAUAUUGUGAGAUGCAUUGUUUCAGGAAGCCCCUUGCCCUCCUAAAAGCCACCCCACUUCUCUCUAAGGAGAAUGGCCCAGUCCUCUCCCAAGUUCACACAGGGGAGAUGAUAGCAUUGCUUUCGUGUAAAUUACGUAAUGCAAAGUUUUUAAAAUCUUUGCCUUAAUACUUUUUAAUUUUGUUUUAUUUUGAACAGUUUUCAUGGCCCCCUUUUUUGUACCCCAACUCAGGGUGUAUGAAGGCUUUUGGUCCCCCUGAGAGUGGCUGGAGGCAGCCAGGGCUUACCUGUACUCUGACUUGAGAAGAAUUGGAUGAAAGUGCACACCUUAAAAAAAAUUGAUUGAGGAAGCACAGUAUUUCAGUACAGUGGACAACUUAGCAUUUUGACAACUGAGAAUAAAAUGCUUAGUUCUGGACAAUGUAAGACACACCAAGGAAACACUGGAAAUGGAAAUUCAAUUAUGUCAUUGUGGACUGGCUCCUGGCUACUGCUCUACGUGAUUGUGACCAAAGUCAGAUAGCUGAAAGAGACUUCUUUCCAGAGAACAAGACAUGAACAGGUUUAUUUACAGAAAACAGUGAAUUCUCAUAUAUCUAACCUAAAAGAUAUCAGGUUCUUUCUGAACAAGUCUAAUGUAGACAGUAAAAUCAACAGGCUAAAAAUUAAGCUCCAUCAAACAAGAUAAACUCUGAGAGAAAAGACAGGGCAGGCCACCAUCUUUCCUGUUCAGGCAACUUAGUCAUUCCAGCCUGCCCCGACCAGGGGCAGAAGAGAUCCCGCAGCGCAGCGCAGCUGCUUUACCAGAUCACGGCCAGACUGCUUCUGUAAGCAGGCCCCUGAUCCUGUUCUACCUCACUGGACAGGACUUCCCAACUGGGGCCUCCAGCUACCUCCACCAGCAUUCCUUGACCAAUGGAAAUUUGAAAUGUUCCUGAGACAGAGCUCCCAGAGAGAGGGGCAGGCCACCUCCUUUGCUGUUUGGAUGACUAGCCAUUCUGGCCUGCAGGCUUUGGAGAGCCCAAGCUGACAAGGGGUGGAAAAGGUACCACAGCACAGCACAGCCACGCUAUGAAAAUGUGGCCAGCCUCUUGUUUACGUCAGUCACCGACCACAUUUCUGGUCAGUGAGUGAAGUCUUUCAACCAGGGUCUCCGGCUACCUUGACUGCUGUUCUCUGGCUGACAGAGGUCUCAGGCCUCCCUGAGUCAGAGCUCCCAGGGGGAGGACCAGACUGUUUACUGUUUGGGUGACUCAGCCAUUUCAGCCUUAGGGCUUCACAGUGUCUGAGGCAACCAGGGGCUGAAGUGAACCCCCAGCACAGCUCAGCUGCUCUACAAAAACGUGGCCAGACGUUUUUUUAGAGCAAGUCCCUGUUGUUCUUCCUCCUGACUAGGUGAAACUUCUCCACUUGCCUCCAGCCACGUCUUACAGGUGUGUUCAGAUUGGCAACAGGUUCACACCUCAGUGGUAUAGAGCUCCCAGAGGAAGGGGCAGGCUAUCAUCUUCCCUGGAAAAUAUGAGGCAAUUAGGGAUGGGAGAGGACCCCCAGCAUACCACAGCAACCUUCAGAAAAGUGGCCGGACUCUCUGCUUGAUGGGCAGGUCUUCCUGGCCUGGGCCUCCAGCCAGCCCACACCGGAGCUAUCAAGCCAGCAGCAACUGCCAGUUCCCUGGACAGAGCUUCCAGGAGCCACUGAAAUCCUUUCUGCCACGGCCUCUGCAGUGGAACUGCCCUUGCUACCCUCAGAAUAUCAAGGGAGCAAAGAUCCUAAGUGCCAUAACAACACCUCCAAUAAGCUGCAGUUUACCCAACGAAUAAGCCAGUCCGUCUCCCAUGUGCACGACACACCCUCCACUGCUCAUCACCAGACAGGGAACCCUGGCUUGGGCCCACAGCACAGACCCUCCAUCCUGGGCUGAUCACACUAAGUGAUUGCUGACUCACAUGUCUCCGGGAUGGAGCGCCCAGGAGAGAAGCAAAGUGGUGGAGCAGCAAGUCAGGUGAUGUGGAGCCCAGAGGGCAGGGACAGCUCUCUCUCUAGGGUCCACUUGCCCUCGUGAGACACUUUAUCCUGGCACUUUAGGAAUGCUGCGGUCAGACCAGCCACAUCUCAUGUGCAAGAUUGCCCAGCAGAGAUCAGAUCUGAGAGUUCCCCUCUUUAAAAAGAGGACUUGCUUAAAAAAGAAGUCUGGCCACGUUUGUGUAAAGCAACUGUGCUGCGCUGGGGGUUCGCUUUUGAGAGAGUUCUCCUCUGAGACCUGAUUUUGCUGUACUUGCCCUGACAGCACACGGGAGUGCAGCACACACCCCAACCUAUACCAACUGCUAUUGACGAAAAGAAUUUUCAGCCCAGAAUUUCAUGUCCAGCAAAAUUAAGCAUCAUAAGUGAAGGAGAAAUAAGAUCCUUUUCAUACAAGCAAAUGCUGAGGGAAAUCAGUAUCACCAGAUCUACCUUAUGAGAGCUCCUGAAGGAAGCACUAAAUAGGGAAAGAAAAGACCACCACCAGCCACUACAAAACCGCACUGAAGUACACAGACCAGUGAUGCUAAAAACCAACCACAUACACAAGUCUGCAAAAUAACCAUCUGACAGCAUGACGACAGGAUCAAAUCCACAUGUACCAUUACUAACCUUAAAUGUAAAUGGGCUAAAUGCUCCAAUUGAAAGACAUGGGGGCAAGCUGGAUGAAGAACCAUACCCAUUGGAGUACGCCGUCUUCAAGAAACCCAUCUCACAUGCCGUGCCAUACAUAGGCUCAAAAUAAAGGAAUGGAAAAAAUCUUUCAAGCAAAUGGAAAACAGAGAAAAGCAGGUGUUGCACUCCUAGUUCCUGACAAAACAGACUAUACCAUUAAAGAUAAAAAAAGAGAAGGACAUUACAAAGGUGGUCCUGACAUUUGAGAAAUCUCAUUGUUGCUUGAUACCAACCUGGGCUAUCUUUAUUGCCCAAACCAAUAGUGUAACUUGCUGAGGUUGGGGAGCUUAACAGAGAGCCUCUGAUCUCCCAAAAUUUGGUUGAGAUCGAAGGUUGAUUUUGUUGUACAACUCUUUUCUGAAGUUUUACUCAUUUCCAACAAGGAAGGCAAGUUUUCCUGCUUCCAUGACGAUGGAGAACAGGCACCUCCUUUCCUGAGUUUCAGCUUGCUUCUUACAGGGAAGAUUAUAAAGGAGAACAGCAAGAGGUCCCCAGGAAACAUCCACAGAUGGCAUUGGAAAUAAGUCACCUUCUGAGAAGCAUGUCAUGUUCUAGGAAGGCUAAGGCAUCAAGUAAGGCCUAUGGGGUUGGAGGAUCCCUGGGCAGGUGGGGCAAUCCACAGCCUUGGAGUCUUCCCAUGGGAAUCGGGAGGUCCUGAGGCAGAGGCAGUGGUUCCACAGGAGGAGUUACAGAGCCACCAAGGGCUUUCCUGGCCCAGGGAGCAGUCAACACCAUGGACUGAACACCUGCUGGGCUCAAAGUCCUGGUCCAGACUGGGGCAUGUGGGGCCAGGAGGGAACUUGGAGUGGGAGACAGAGAGACAAGUGUGCUCAAAGGGCACCUGUUUCUGGAAGUAGUGUGGUCCAGAGAUUUUGCCUGGGAAGGACUUCCAGGGUUUCGUAUGUGUUGUGGAGCUGCUUCCUCUCCCCAGCCUCACCCUGCAGGAAUGCCAGUGAAUAUGUUGCCGCCAUCUUGGAGCUCAGUGCCCUCAUAGUGUAACGGCACCAGCAGAUCUGCUUGUGCACGGACUUCCUGUACUACCUCAUUCCUGAGGAGCAAUGCUUCUGCAGGGCCUCUGACUUGGUGCACAAGUUCAGACACCAUCAUCCUGGAGCAGUACCGCACCCUCACUAGCCAGGGUGUUGAUGACUUCCUUGAGGCCAAGCCCACGUUCAAGGCUUCGGAGUUCAUUGAUGCACUUGUGCUGAGCAAGGCAGACUUCUCCGGGAUCUUAAUUCAGGAGGUAGAAUGGAGCUUGAGAUCAAGCAUCUGAUGAAAGAACUUGCACUUGAUCUGGAGGGCUCUGGGGAGCCAUGGAAGGUGCUGAAUAAAGGAGUGACAGUCAGAUUCGUUUUAGAGAUGACUGUAGAAGGCUGCCUAGGAGUGAACAAGAGCCAGGAGACCAGGGAGGGAGCUUGUGGGACAGGUCUGGAGAUGGCAAGGGAGGGAUCCUGCUUGGAUGAAAGGUCUUCAGGCACUGUCUCAUGUUACACUCAGGUGCCCUCAGAGCUAGUAUGUUGAGUCUUACCUCCAGGAUGAAAAUGGGAAGGAGUUGUCAGAUGAGGACAUAGAAAUGGAGGCUGGCAUAUUCAUGAGUGCCGGUGGUGGUCCCGGUGUGGGACUACUGUGGGAACAGGGGUCUUUCCAUUCAGGGAUGUGGUGGAUGGACCCUACGUCACUCCAUUCUGCCCUUCCUUUCCCUCCUCCCAUUCUCCUAAAAGCCUCAGUGCAUGGGCGCUGUUCAUCCUCUGAUGCUGAAGCAGCCAAGAGUCACAAGCCUGCCUGGCUGUCUCUUAGGAUAUGACAGCAGAGCCAGUGGCCUCUACUGGAUCCUGUACAACUUCACAAAACACCCAGACACCAGGAGUGCUGCCAGCACGUGGUGCAACAGUUCUGAGGGACCACAGUCCUGAAGACAUUGAAUGACAACGCCGUUAUUGAUGAGAUCACACCCAAGCAGAUCGGAAAUUGGCCCAAUACUUAAACCUACACCAAGGCCUUGGGAGAAAUGGUGGUGCAGCAGGAAAGCAGGAACCUAACCAUCGCCAUCAUAAGGCCCUCCAUUGUGGGAGCAACGUGGCAUAAGCCUUUCCCAGACAGAUACUACUUUGGAGAGUUGGUUUAAUGAGACAAUGUAUGAGGAGAGGAGUGCUCAGACUCUACUAAAAGGGUUGGGUUGAUAAUCUAAAUGGACCUAGCCGACUCAUUAUUGUGGCCAGGAGCGGCCGCUACUCUUGGGCUUGGCCUCCAGCAGCUCCAGUGGGGACGCCGGCGCCACCACGAGGAGACCGCGGACGACUGGAAGUGCCAGGUCUAGGCCCAGGGCUGUGGCGGCAGCGCUGAAGCUACCGAAGACGGG
Rhinopithecus roxellana (golden snub-nosed monkey) is the source of this 8511-nucleotide messenger RNA. RefSeq names its product actin, cytoplasmic 1-like. Gene Ontology annotation, molecular function: nucleosomal DNA binding; protein kinase binding. The record is from RefSeq and is a predicted model, not a curated record. Bases 147 to 3206 code for a protein of 1019 amino acids. NCBI's taxonomy places the organism in Eukaryota, Metazoa, Chordata, Mammalia, Primates, Cercopithecidae. Gene Ontology annotation, biological process: cell motility; axonogenesis. Gene Ontology annotation, cellular component: synapse; axon; NuA4 histone acetyltransferase complex. The transcript has 16 exons.